Molecule: messenger RNA, 2490 nt
Organism: Neopelma chrysocephalum (saffron-crested tyrant-manakin)
Lineage: Eukaryota; Metazoa; Chordata; Aves; Passeriformes; Pipridae
Product: translation initiation factor IF-2-like
Exons: 2
Coding region: 24-1007 (327 amino acids)
Source: RefSeq, a predicted model, not a curated record
AGAAGGCCGUGGUGGCCGCCGCCAUGUCGGUCAGUUCCCAGAGAGAGAAGCGUCGCCGUAACCAAGCGAAGAGCCCGGAGGCGGGGCAAGUAGCGGGACCGGAGUCGCGGCAGGACGGAUGGAGCCGAGGGACGGGCGGAGCCGAGGGCGGCGCGGAGCCGAGGGCAGGGCGGAGCCGAGGGACCGCGGGAGCCGCCGAUCGCCGGGAGAAGGACGUUGCGCCUGAGGGUAGAGCUGGAGCCUCGCAAAUGGUCGGACUUCGUUUGCAGUCUUUGGUUCCCGUGAACUUCUGUUCCCGUCCCUCAGCACCGCCCUUCCCUCAGCUCCGCCCGCCCCCCGUCGGUCCCGCUACUUGCCCCGGCUCCUCCCUCGUCGCUUGGUUACGGCGUCGCUUCCGUCCCUGGGGACCGACCGACAUGGCGGCGGCCACCACAGCCUUAUCGUUCUCCUUCGCCUCCUCCUCCUCCUCGGCGUUGCUGCGCCCGGGCUUGGCGCCGCUGAGGCGUUGGCGAGCCCUCACCGGCCCGGCUCCGCGGGCCGCCUGCAGCGCCAGCAGCUCCCCCUGCAGUGCCGACAGGUACGCGGCGCCCAUCGGGGCGUUUUUUCCUCGUUCCUUCUUCCUCCUCCUCCUCCUCGGUCCCCUCACGCCGCGGCGGGAAGCGCGCGCCGCGCUGGGCGGGCGAAAAGGGCACGAAAGGCCUGAGGGGGCGGCGGGCUCGGCUCCCCUCGGGAUCGGCCUUGGCGGUGGAUGGCCUCGGAUCCCCGACGAGUUCGGCGGUUCUUCCCGGGAAAACGGAGGUGUGUGCCAGCGGGAUGGGGGGCGGCGAGCGGGCCCGGCCCUGGCCUCGGUGGUCCAACGGGGAUUUAAGCGGUGCGCCUGGAAGGAGCCCUUGCGGUGUGAUUUUCCUGUCCCCUCCUCGAGGGGAAGCUGGUAUUACACGUUUGUUUGCUCCUGGUACCUUAAAGAGCCUCUCCGUGGUUUUCUAGAGCAUUACCAUGUGUAUUAAUGACGUGGUGGCAAGCAGGACACAGUUUGGUGCAGUGAGGACCGUUGUCCUGACAUUAAUCACCGCGCUGGUUUAAUUUAUUGUGCUGUCUGCGCAGGGAUUCCUGUGGUAGUGUUGUAGCCCAGCACCUCCGAGCAGUUGCCUGGGUGUGGAUGGGAGGGUUUCACUGGGCUCCUGCUUGUCAGCCUUUGCGUUUAUAUUGGAGUUGUCUUAAAUGCUGACUGAAAGUUGUCUCUGUUCAGCAGAACCCAAGCGCCUGUGCUGCAAGCAUUGUCUUUGCUCUGUGUUUUCAAAGGUGAAAAGAUGAGGAAGCUGAACAGUCCUUGAAAUACGUAUCUGCUGUUCUGUCUAUGGAGAAUUGAUUCUGCCAGUUUUGGCACAAGCAGGUGUCUUCCCAGAGCAAUGCAUAUCCUGCUUCUGUUCUGUGCUGCUAGUAAGUGUUUUUUGCAGUUGUGCAAAAGGGAGAUGUUCCUGCCAUAAUGAUUUUCCAGAGGUGUUUGUGUGGUGUGUAUGGGACGUGGAGAAUCCUGUUGUGAUGCUCCAUGUGAUCUUGGGCUUUUAGUGUAUAGGUUGAUCUGAGACAGCACCUGAGAUCUUUGUUUCUGUCCUGCCCUGCAAGUGACUGGAUUAAUUUACAAGAAGAAUUGAGUAAGUGAACUUCCUGUUGUAAAGUCUCGCUUUACUGGGUUCAGAAUAAGAGCAUCCGUGCUCUAGGAGACCAGUGGGACAGGGUGGCAUAGUAACACAUCUGAAAUCUGUCAUUUAACCUGGUCAUUACAUCUGUCAUAAAUGUCAGUAAAUCUGUCACUGACCAACAGCUGGUCAAGGUUUUCAUGUGGCUAAUGUUUAAAAUAAUAAUAGUAAGAAUUCACUUCCUAAUUUCAGUGUCUUGAAUAGCUCCUGCAAUGUAACCUUUCUGUACAGCUGAAGCUUUCCUUGUUCAAGUGGUUCUUGUAUAAUAAUUCCAUCGAAGGACGUAGACUAUCUGGAUUCUAAACCUGAGAAGCACCAACAUAUUUUGGUAUUUAGUAUUUAGUGUUUUUAUAUUUGGCAUCUGUGAAAAAUGCUAUUUCCCCUCUCCCUUCGCAGUAGAUAUGAAAUAGUAAAAAUAGAGCUACUGUUUGCAUUGAUACCUUUCUUAACUUCAGAGUAGCUGCUGGAAUGCAGGAGAGGUUGGUUCUUGUGAAGUGGGGCCAUUCUAUAACUUCCUGCUAAGGUACAAUUGUCCUUGUUUUCUUCUGCCUGUUUGAACUAAUGUGAAAUAAUUUUUGCCUUCUAUAUACGGACUUCUAUAUUGCUGCAAAAAAUAAUCCUUCUGAGAUGGAAAUGGAGCAGAGCAGCCCCUCAACAUCCAGUCACCGUCCUUUUAUCUGCUCCCCUCGGCUGGGGCCCCCCAAGGUGUGGCUGUGCUUCCCUGUUCCCUGUGGGGCCCAAGGAGUCAGUCCCUGCCAUUGUGGGGGCUCUCGAGGCCCUGGGUCAGUCU